AUGACCACUCUGACAGAUAAUGACAUUGAGAUCGCCGCACGGGCCGCAGACAACUUCACGCGUCUAUACUACUCGACUUACGACUCGCCGACCCGUGUGGAUGACUUGCCCAACUUUUACCGACCAUCUUCUGCGCUGACAUGGAAUGGAACGCCAUAUCAAGGCUCCGAGGGCGUGCGCAAACUCAUCAGCUCCAUGCCCAUAACGAAACACGAAGUGCAGUCUUUCGACUGCCAUCCAAUACCAGGGAGCCAGCCACCGAACCUUCUCAUCACCGUGUCAGGCACUGUCACACACGGACGCGCACCAUCGGGCAAAUCGAGCAGGUCGGUUGACAGCCAGCCGCGCGUCUUCUCGCAAACUUUCAUGCUCGUCCCCGAUCCAACCGCACCGCCGUCGAAGACCGGAGAAGUGGCCAAAUACUAUGUGAACGCGGACGCGAUGAGAUUUGUUGGAUGA
Molecule: messenger RNA, 459 nt
Organism: Laetiporus sulphureus 93-53
Lineage: Eukaryota; Fungi; Basidiomycota; Agaricomycetes; Polyporales; Laetiporaceae
Product: NTF2-like protein
Exons: 3
Coding region: 1-459 (152 amino acids)
Biological process (GO): protein import into nucleus
Cellular component (GO): nuclear pore central transport channel
Source: RefSeq, a predicted model, not a curated record